Messenger RNA from Lactuca saligna, 872 nucleotides. NCBI's taxonomy places the organism in Eukaryota, Viridiplantae, Streptophyta, Magnoliopsida, Asterales, Asteraceae. The record is from the annotation of a GenBank genome assembly.
AUGAUUCUCGCUAUCUUUUUUGCCUCUGCUCUUCUCUCUUGUUUGCCUUUUAUUCACUCUGCUACAGACCACAACAUUUCCAAAUCUAUCUGCCCAAAAGAUUUCAUUUGCCCAAAAUUUUCCCCAUUCACGUACCCAUUUUAUAAUAUCACUGACAGCAAUUGUGGGUUGAUCAAGGUCAACUGUACUUUAUAUGGUGGGGAAAUUGAAAUUGAAGGAGAGUCACAUGAGAUUGUUUCCAAGUAUGUGUCAGAUCCUCAGUUGCCGCCGUACACCAACAUCGUAGCCCUGAUACACCAGCAUCCUAGCAUCCUAGCCCUGUCGACCAUCGCGACUACCCACUUCUUUCCUCAUAGCCAUUGUUGCCUACGACCACCACUACUACCCCUUUCGAUUAAAUCAAAAGAUGCAGAGAAUGACAAACGAGGAAGACACGAAUCCCACAGGAGAUCAACUAAGGUUUUCCCGACAUUUGUGGAUGCUGCAACGCUAUUUAAGGGCUUAUAUGUUGAAUCGGACAAUAAAGAUGUUGGAAAGCCUGUUGGAGAUUAUUUUGGCAUCCUAGGAGAUGUUCCACAAAUAGUAGUUAGGAAUAACUUUGAUGAGAUUAUCUUAGACGAGUCAAAAGAUGUUCUACUAAAGAUUUAUGUGCCAUGGUGUGGGCAUUGUCAAGCUCUAGAACUAACUUACAACAAACUUGCUAAACAUUUACACGAUAUUGAUUCCUUAGUAAUAGCAAAGAUGGAUGGAACUACAAAUGAACAUCCAAAGGCAAAGGAAUGGUUAGAAGAAUGCAUUGAAGACCUAAUAGGAAUAACUUGAAAAAUGAAUAAAGUUUUAUCAUACUCACAAUUUAAGAAUGUUGUUAUUUU